CCAUUUUAUUAUAUAUUUAUGUAAUUCACCAGGUCUCUAGGGCAAUUUCUCAAAUCGAAAUCCAUUCCUUUCUUUAGAUUACUAUCACCUAGAGUUAAGAAACCCCUCCACCGCUCAGUCUCUGUGUGCAGAGAGAUCACCAUGGACAGAGAGCAACAAGAGCUUCAGUUUCUAGGGUUCUUUGGAAUCUUGAAAGAAUCCUUCAAGAUCAUAUUUUCAUGGAGAAAAAUCUUUAGCCAGUUAACCCUUGCUCUUAUUCUCCCUCUCUCCUUCCUCAUCCUUGCUCAUAUCCAUGUCUCCCAGCUCUUCUUCUUCAAUAUUCUCAACAUGGAAGAUCGCUUAGACUAUAGCCCCCAAAAUUCCCACAAAAUAUCCUCCGAGUGGGCUGCCUUCUGGCUCUUCAAGAUCGCCUACUUCACCGUCCUUCUGAUCCUCUCCCUUCUAUCUACUUCUGCAGUUGUUUAUACUAUCGCCUGCAUAUAUACUUCAAAGCAAAUCACCUUCAAGAAGAUUAUGAGUGUGGUGCCAAGAGUUUGGAAGAGGCUCAUGGUUACUUUUCUCUGGAGUUUUGCUAUGGUUUUCGUCUAUAAUCUUAUAGCAGCAGCAGUAAUAAUCUUGUGGGUGGUCCUUAAUGGAGGUAAUAAUGUGUUUGGAAUUGUAGUUCUUGUGAUUCUCUUGAUUAUCUACUGUGUUGGGUUACUGUAUAUCACCAUAGUUUGGCAUUUGGCAAGUGUGAUUUCUGUUUUAGAAGAAAUUUAUGGAAUCAAAGCCAUGAUCAAGAGCAAGAACUUGAUAAAGGGUAAGCUUGGGGUUGCAGUGGCUCUGUUUAUUCUGUUGGCUUGUUGUUUUGCUGGAAUUCAACUCUUGUUUGAAGCACUUGUGGUGCUGGAUUUGUCACAAGGAUGGGGAAUCAGAAUUGGAAUUGGAAUCCUUUGCUUCUUGUUGCUAUUCAAGCUGUUACUGAUUGGGCUUGUGAUUCAAACAGUUCUGUACUUUGUGUGCAAAUCUUAUCACCAUGAGAAUAUUGAUAGGCCUUCCUUAUCAGAACAUCUUGAGGCUUAUCUUGGGGAUUACACUUCUUUGAAGGCAGCCAAUGUUCAAAUGGAGCAAUUACAAGCAUAAGUGUUUCUCAAUUUGUAAUGGGUCUCUUCUCAUUAUCAAAUUGAUUAUAAUUUUUAGUAUUUAUUCUCUUGUAAGAUGUAAGAAAGUGGAAACAUUUUCUGUAAUUAGGAAUAUUAUCAGUUUCAUACAUUAAUUAA
Messenger RNA from Manihot esculenta (cassava), 1259 nucleotides. RefSeq lists its product as uncharacterized. Bases 142 to 1122 code for a protein of 326 amino acids. Lineage: Eukaryota; Viridiplantae; Streptophyta; Magnoliopsida; Malpighiales; Euphorbiaceae. The record is from RefSeq and is a predicted model, not a curated record. The transcript has a single exon.